Anthonomus grandis grandis is the source of this 851-nucleotide messenger RNA. Its product is annotated as sesquipedalian-1-like. Bases 97 to 801 code for a protein of 234 amino acids. Gene Ontology annotation, biological process: receptor recycling; endosome organization; retrograde transport, endosome to Golgi. The record is from RefSeq and is a predicted model, not a curated record. The transcript has 5 exons. Gene Ontology annotation, cellular component: early endosome; trans-Golgi network; recycling endosome. Lineage: Eukaryota; Metazoa; Arthropoda; Insecta; Coleoptera; Curculionidae.
AGCAGCUGAUAUUUGUUUACAUUUUUAUUUCUUUAAAUAUUCAUGGAAUAAAUAUUAUUUUCUCGGUAAAUUUCGCAAAGAAAUUUAAAAACAGAAAUGAAAAUUAAUGAGAAAAACUUGAGUGCUUACGCCGUGUCCGCGACGCCGGUUGAUAAGGAAGGUUACCUGAAUAAGCGCGGGGAAGUAAACAAGAAUUUUCAGAGACGGUAUUUCAUCUUGAAGGGCAAUUUAUUGUUUUAUUUCGAUAAAAAGGGGGAUAAGGAACCCCUGGGCGUGGUAAUUUUGGAAGGGUGCACAAUAGAACUAGCGGAGGAAGAGGAGCAAUUUUGCUUUAAAAUCCUUUUUCACGGCACCAACAAUAGAAGUUACAUUUUGGGAGCUGAAUCUCCGGAAUCCAUGGAACAAUGGAUGAAAGCCCUGGCUUGCUCCAGUUAUGAUUACAUGAAAUUAAUGGUAGCAGAAUUGCAGAGGCAACUAGACGAUAUUGAAGACACCCCUGUGCCAGUGAUGCAAGAGAGAAACUCCCCUGUUGCCCCACCGAGGACCAGGCAUAAUCCGUUCAAUACACCUGAGAGACCUGCCAGGAGUUCUAAUGCAAGAAGGGGUGAAGACGCUUUAAGGUAUUUUGAAAACCCCAGUACACUACAUGAUGUUAGAGAAAAAAAUCAUGUAAUUACUUUCCGAGAGUUGCACAAUACUUAUGGCAGGCCGAUUUUGCAGGACUUUAAUAUUUGGAAAAAGGAGCAGAGAGAUAAGCUGGAUAAUGCUAGUGCCAAUCUGAUUACUGAAAUGUGGUAUUAGAGAACAAAUGUAUUUUUGCCAGAGUAAACACAUCGAUUUGCUUGCAGAAA